Messenger RNA from Daphnia pulicaria, 1532 nucleotides. Its product is annotated as thymidine phosphorylase-like. The record is from RefSeq and is a predicted model, not a curated record. Gene Ontology annotation, biological process: pyrimidine nucleoside metabolic process; pyrimidine nucleobase metabolic process. The coding region runs from base 1 to 1341 and encodes 446 amino acids. The transcript has 11 exons. Lineage: Eukaryota; Metazoa; Arthropoda; Branchiopoda; Diplostraca; Daphniidae. Gene Ontology annotation, molecular function: pyrimidine-nucleoside phosphorylase activity; 1,4-alpha-oligoglucan phosphorylase activity. Gene Ontology annotation, cellular component: cytosol.
AUGGAGCGUCAAUCCAUCCGAAUUCCUGAUGUCAUCCAGAAGAAGAGGGACAAAUACGAAUUGGAGCCAGAAGAGAUAAAAUUCUUUAUCGACGAAAUGGUCAAGGGUUGCAUCGAACCAGUUCAAUUAGGAGCGAUGUUAAUGGCCUGGUACUUCAAUGGAAUGUCACCGAAGGAACUGACCAUCCUCAUCGAUUGCAUGACCCAUUCAGGAGAAACUCUUUCAUGGCCAGAGGAAUGGAAGACGCUGUUGGUAGAUAAGCACAGCACGGGUGGUGUUGGUGAUAAAGUUUCGUUGGUGCUAGCUCCAGCCUUGGCCGCUUGCGGAUUGAAAGUGCCUAUGGUGUCUGGACGAGGGUUGAGUUUCACCGGUGGAACGCUGGAUAAACUCGAAGCCAUUCCAGGAUUCAAUGUCAGUUUAACCAACGAGCAGAUGCGUGAAUGUCUUAAACACGCCGGAUGUUUUAUCGCAGGUCAGACUGAGAGUCUUGUCCCGGCCGACCGAAUAAUGUAUGCUGCUCGUGAUGUCACAGCGACCGUAGAUAAUAUCAAUCUUGCCACAGCAUCCAUCAUUUCAAAAAAAGCUGCGGAAAAUAUCAGCGCUCUCGUUUUGGACGUUAAAGUUGGGAGGGCGGCCUUCUUCAAAAACCUGAACGACGCCCGCCUAGUAGCCAAGAGUUUGGUGGAAGCAGCCCGGGAUCAAGGGAUCAAUACCACGGCCGUCCUCACGACAAUGGAUGUACCCAUUGGAAUGGCCAUAGGCAAUUCGUUAGAAGUGAUGGAAGUGAUUGAAACUUUGCGGGGGAAAGGACCAGCGGAUCUGGUUGAACUCGUUAAAAUUCAAGGCGGACUGUUAUUGAAUUCGGUUGGUCGAACGGACGUUUCAAAAGGGCAGCAACUUAUCGAAGAGACUCUUCAUAAUGGGGCGGCUCUAGCUUGUUUUGAGAAGAUGCUCGUGCAUCAAAAUGUCGACGUGCGGUUGGCUGCAGACUUGUGCUCGGGAGGAUAUCAACUAACACGAGCCAAAUACGUUACAGCUAUUCAUUCUCCAUUAUCGGGUCGGGUCUUAGACAUAGAUGCCUUAGCCUGUGGUUCCGUUUGCGGUGCACUCGGAGCCGCACGUGCCAGAGCAUCUGACGAAAUCCUUUCGGCCGUCGGUAUCGAGUUACUUGUCACUGUUGGACAAUCCAUUACUCAAGGACAACCUUGGGCAAAUCUCCAUCAUGAAGAGCAGUCGGUAGCAUCCGACCUUCUCGUCAAAUUGCAAAAUGCUGUCGUCGUCGGAAACGCGCCCCAUGCAACCCUUGCCCCAACCACUAGGAUUUUAGAGAUAGUACAAUAGCAGAAAAAGCAACAAUAGAUAGAAACGCAAUGACCGCGCAGAGACAUGCUCAAAUCGUGAAAGCUGUGCUGACGUCAAUCGUGGUCUUACCAAUGUUCAACCACAACCUGAGCCAUAUAUACCUCGCUCGAGUAACCAACUAGUUAUUUUUUUAAUACAAAAGAAUAACCAGAACUAAAAUUUUGAUUUCU